Molecule: messenger RNA, 1658 nt
Organism: Protobothrops mucrosquamatus (brown spotted pit viper)
Lineage: Eukaryota; Metazoa; Chordata; Lepidosauria; Squamata; Viperidae
Gene: CLEC14A
Product: C-type lectin domain containing 14A
Exons: 3
Coding region: 1-1536 (511 amino acids)
Biological process (GO): cell migration
Cellular component (GO): external side of plasma membrane; extracellular matrix
Molecular function (GO): extracellular matrix binding; extracellular matrix protein binding
Source: RefSeq, a predicted model, not a curated record
AUGGAUCUCCUGAAUAAGGACUACAGUAUCAAUGACAUCCAACUAAAUCCCUUUGCAUUAACUUUCAAGGGCAAAUACCAAACUGGGACAAGAAGGGAAGGCUCUGGGAGUCCAGAUACGGUUGCGAAGUGUAAGGAAAAGGAGUUCCCUCCGCAUUGCAAUCCUUCAAUCCAGGCUGCCCGCCUGAUUCCUGUUUCCGCUCCCAUUGUGGAGCCGAGAGUCAAGAUGCGAGGGCUGAUCUUCGCCUCGCUCGCCCUCUUGCCGCCUUUCUUGGGCCUCUGGGCCUCUGGCGAGCUCCCUCAGAGCGGCCACACUUUGUGUCAGGCGUCCGGGGCCUGCUACAGCAUCCACCUAGGCCGCAUGAACUUUUACCAGGCUCAGAAUGCUUGCGCUCAGCACGGGGGAGGUCUGAGCACGGCCAGCGGCCGCACCGAAAUCGGGGUCAUCCUAGCUCUGCUGAAAGGCCUUGCCAGCGAGACGGGCGGCUCUUUGUUUUGGCUGGGCCUGGUUAAGAAACCCCAGCAGUGCACCCUUCAAGACCUGCCGCUCAGGGGGUUCUCCUGGAUCUCCCCGGGGCUUCACGAGCCGGGGGCGAACGGGACCGCCACGCCGCCCAAUUGGCUCAGAGAACCGAGCAAGUCCUGCACUAUGCAGAGAUGCGCUGGGCUGCAAGUCAGCUUGGGCCAACCGCACCUGAAACCGUGGGGCCUGAAGGACCACGGAUGCACCAAGGCGAGCCCUGGUUAUAUCUGUAAAUACAGCUACGCGGGAACGUGCCCCAUCCUCCACUCUGGGGCGCUGGGAAUGGUCUACAGGCUGCCUUUUCAACUUCAAAGCCCGGCCGCGGAAUUCAGCCCUCCCGGCACCGAGCUUACUAUAGGGUGCCCCGGGCGAGAGGCGCGUUUCACUUGCCGCCUGUCGCCGAACGGCUCCCAUUGGGAAGGCACCGAGCAGGACCUGUGCUCCUGCCCCAGCGGCUACUGGAGUCCGAGCAGCGGAGGCUGCGCGGUAUUUUCGGACUGCUUUAGUGCCCAAGGCGCGUUCCGUUGUUUAUGCGCUUGGAGAUCCCGCUUGGCGGCAGACGAAGAGAGUUGCGUCGCGCCAGCCAGAGAUGGCGCAACGACGGUGAAGCCCGCCGUUUCUACUCCGAGGGCUACGGGAACUUUCCCUGCGAAUAGCACCGCCGGGCCUGGUCAAAAUAUAUCGUUUCUGGAAUCAUUUACUACUCCGAUCGACAACAGAACCACCAAGCAUUUGGCUUCUUCAAACGUCUCCAACUAUAUCUUCAUCCUGAUCACGGUGGUGGUGGUGAUUCUUCUGAUUAUGGUCAUGGCCUCGUUUCAGGUCUUCCAGGCAUGCUUCAAGAACUGCUCUUCCAACGGUUCCCAGCCUACAAAAGAUGGUGUUGCAGUUGUAGAAGGCGAUCCAGAAGCCUCUGGCACCCGCACCAACUCUGAACAUUCCCUGGGACCCAGCAAAGCAGAGUCCAUAGCUUCUCAGGAAGACUUUAAACCAGCCGAAUUGGGACAACUAUAAGGAGGCUGGAAAGAACAUUUGGAGAAGAAAUCUGGUGGGGGACGAAAAGGAGAUAUUCUUUUGAAUACAAUAAAUAUUAGCAAAUGUUUACAGGUUAUAUAUGUAGAAAUAAAAGUUACAUU